AUGGCCACAACGGCGCUUCACGGGUGGCACCCAGGCGAGCUCUCAAUCCAACGCAAGCUCGGGUUUGCCGAUGCCGUCACUAAUAGCUGGUCGCGUAUCAGCAACUUCAUGCCUGAGCAGCACCGCCUCUUUCAUACGUCCAACCUCCCCUUUUUCCCCAUCGCCACCCUUGAUGAGGACGGUCGUCCUUGGGCAUCAAUUGUUGCUGGACCAACGGGUGAAAUCGGUUUCGUGAAAAGCCCGGAUUCACGAGUUCUUUCCAUUCACGCCCGACUCUGGGAAGGUGAUCCAUUCUUGGAUACAGCGAAAGCAUGGGCCGAUCAAAGACGUCGAAAGGCGACACCCGAGAGAUUUCUGAUUGCCGGCUUGGGGAUUGAGUUCUCAACACGAAGACGAAAUAAGUUUGCAGGGUCUGUACGAAGUGUGCGACGCUGGUCAGACUCGGAUUACCAGAUUGACGUGGAUGUUUUAGAGGCGAUAGGGAAUUGUCCAAAAUACAUCAACGUCCGCAACCUCUUGGCUUACCCACAUACGCGUCCUGAAGUCGUGCAUCAGCGUCGACAUCUGUCACCGCAGGACCGACUUCCAGAGGAGGUAACUCGGUUCAUUCUCGAUGCCGACACCGUCUUUAUCGGGUCUAUCUACAAGUCAACAGCCUCGGAAUUUCCUUCACAUGCAGGCAUGAAUGCCCGAAGUGGCUUGCCAGGGUUCAUACGUGUUAGCCCAUCUGAUGGUCGCACAGUGGUCAUUCCAGAUUAUUCUGGAAAUCGGUUUGUCUCCAGUCUAGGGAAUAUUGAGUCUAGUGGGGUGGUGGGCUUGACUAUCGUGUCCUUCACAACGGGCGAUAUCCUUUAUUUGACGGGCACAGCCGAGAACUUCGUUGGCCCAUCUGCGCUCAAGAUUAUGGCUAGACAUGCCAGUCUCACAUCGGUGAAUGUAACUGGAUUCACCUUUGUUCGAGAUGCUCUUCCGGUGCGACAGCAAAUGGGUACCUCCCCUGAACGUAGCCCCUACAGUCCAAAGGUCAAAUACUUGGUGGAAGAGGCAGGAUCACAGGGAGGUGGCGACCAACAACACAAAGCACAGCUUCAAGAGGCAGUACAACUGUCUUCCGACCUUGCCGUCUUCAAAUUCAAAGUCAAUUCAGCCUCGGGCGCCAAUGAACUGAGAAUUCGCCCCGGACAAGCUAUCGUGCUUGACUUUAUGGACUGGAUAGGGCCCCCUCGAUACCAGCACAUGGCAAAUUCGGCUCCUGCAUCGAUCAAUGAUGAUCGAGUUCGCACUUGGACUGUGUCGAGUGCACACGAAGAACAAAAUGCGACUUGGUUCCAAUUAACUAUGCGCGAGAUGAAAGGGGGCGCUGUAACAGGGGCUUUAUUCGACCUCCUGAGAAGAGACUCUUCAAAUAAGCUAGGUCGCCUUAUUCAUUUUGAUAUCCCUGUGUCUGCAGAUAUUGUUGGCAUCACGGGUGACUUUAUCAUGCAUCAGGGCAAGGUCAAUAUGCUUCUGGUCGCCGGUGGAAUUGGCCUAACACCAUUCCUGGCCAUGCUUAGUGCACUGGCGGAGCGUGGGCCUAAGGCCGAGGGACACGUCGCGCUUGUUCUGGCAACAAGAGAACCAGAGAGUAUGGUCAGCUUGAUGAAGCCAUCCCUUGAAAAGAUGCCAUCGACAGUCAAGAUCGAAAUCGCUUUAUUCACUAAUGACUCGAAGCUUGACAUCGAAUAUCUCAACACGCCGAAUCGGAAGAUAUCCAAGCACACGGGUCGUGUUAUCCCGGAGUACUGGAAAGGACUAUCUCGUGAUAAAGAGGUCUUCAUCUGUGGUCCCAAUGGAUUCGGAGACUCCGUUACUGACGGGCUACGAGCAGCUGGUUUCCCACUGACUCAAAUCCACAGGGAAGGUUUCUAUUGA
Penicillium lagena is the source of this 1911-nucleotide messenger RNA. RefSeq lists its product as uncharacterized. The record is from RefSeq and is a predicted model, not a curated record. Gene Ontology annotation, molecular function: oxidoreductase activity. The transcript has 2 exons. The coding region runs from base 1 to 1911 and encodes 636 amino acids. NCBI's taxonomy places the organism in Eukaryota, Fungi, Ascomycota, Eurotiomycetes, Eurotiales, Aspergillaceae.